Colletotrichum lupini is the source of this 477-nucleotide messenger RNA. RefSeq lists its product as uncharacterized. NCBI's taxonomy places the organism in Eukaryota, Fungi, Ascomycota, Sordariomycetes, Glomerellales, Glomerellaceae. The coding region runs from base 1 to 477 and encodes 158 amino acids. The record is from RefSeq and is a predicted model, not a curated record. The transcript is spliced from 3 exons.
AUGAGCAAAAGUGAGAAGAAGGUACGGCCCGUAAUCGGGAAUGAAGUUCUCAGAGCCAUCACGCACCUUCCUCCCGGCGUGAACAGUCCGCAUAGCCGUUACGGCCCCACAAUGGGCGGUGGUUCCAACCCUGCGAAACAAGAGUGUUCCCAGACCACCACCCCAUCAAUUGCGGGAAUCAUCAGACAGCCAUCAAUCAUCAAUCAAUCAACCUUUGCCACCGGAAAGCAACACGCUGCCAUUGCGCCACCCGGCCUGAUUCAUGAACAAGUUCGGAAAUUUCCGCGUUCAUAUAACGUUGCUCAGCAGGGCCGAGUGCGGAUUUUCCGCGAUAGGCCGCGCCACAGAACCCUCGCCUGGCUACCUAGUGGCGUCAUUCGCCAAACUCACAUUUUCUGUAGGGCCACCAUCACCAGCGACGCGACACCGCCCACUUACACCCCCUUGCCGAAACUACAACGGCUUCACCGCCCUUGA